GUGCCCAUAUAGGAUCCCGGCAUGUGCAAGGCUAGGACUUUAGCCACUAGGCUACCAUGCCGGGCCCUUGUUAGAACUUUCUAAGGGUCACCUGUAAUGUCCACAGCCAUGUCUGACUCCUCUACCUACCUCCUGGCCCAUGGGCAGUCCUAUUUAUUUGUCCGUGCUAUCCUCUAUGGCUGCAAAGCUUCCCCUGGCUGCGAAUGAGCAAACCCUGAGCCCAACCUGUGCUUUCAUAGCCUAGGGUUGUAUUAUGCUCAGUGCAUAACUCCCCUAGCCAGUCUGUUUCUCCUUGGGGACGGGGCGCAUGGAUCCAUUAUCUGCGUGUCCUGAGGCCCAGCAGGGGCUAGACCAGGACUGGAAUGUAUGUCUCUCAGGAAGUGGGGCCCAUCUCUGGUCACUGUGCUUAGUGGGCUUCCUUGAAGAGGAGUCUUCUGCUUCAAUUUUGACCAGCUCCAUUUCCCAAAGCAGCCAUCUGAGGAUGUGUGUCCUUGCAUGCCUGGGCUGGUGGGCCGGGGAAGUGUAUGGUCAGGAACAAGCUGUGUGCAAGGCCAUGGAGCCUUGAUGGGGCUGGAGCAAGAGCUGAGCAUCCUGCCCCUUGGAGAGGGCUCACUCAUAUUUAUGGGAGGUGACACAUGGCAGUCCCUUUUGAGGGCACUGUCCCACCCAGAGCCCUCUGCUGGGACAAGCAGAAGUCCGGCAGGGAGCUGUACCUGUAAGGUAGAGGAUGCUGGGGCCACUAAGCCCUCAGGCCUCUUGCUGUCAUCUUAGGGCCAUUAAAUGCACUGGUACCAUUUAAUCGGCGCCCGCUAACCCAGGAGGGCAGAUGCGAGGCUACUUUGCAUGAUCUCCAUUGGUGUGAUGAGGGCACUGAAAGUACCUGUAGGGAAUGAGGUAUUGUCUAAGUUGGGACCAAAUAUAGGGAGAUAAUGACUUUCACAAGAAAAUCAUCAAGAGGAUCGCUGCCGUUCACGAUGGCCGGUUAGGAAAACUGGGGCCCAUGGUGAGAAGCGCCAACAGAGGCUACCGCAGCACUGGGAAUCUCUGGACUAGGGGAAACACAGGCUCCCUGCUCACUGCCUGCCUAUUCCUUUGUAGAUCUUGUCCUUUGCUGACUGUGGAGCAGAUUGGGCAGCGGCCCCUUUGGACCCAGUCCCUGGAGCUGCCCGAGCUAGCCAUGCAACCCUUACCUGCUGGGGCCUUUCUAGAGGAGGUGGCAGAGGACUCCACAGCCCAGGCGGAGAGUGAACCAAAGGUGCUGGACCCUGAGGAAGAUCUGAUGUGCAUAGCCAAGACCUUCUCCUACCUUCGUGAAUCUGGAUGGUAUUGGGGUUCCAUUACGGCCAGUGAGGCCCGGCAACACCUGCAGAAGAUGCCAGAGGGCACAUUCCUAGUAAGAGACAGCACCCACCCCAGUUACUUGUUCACGCUGUCGGUCAAAACCACCCGCGGCCCCACCAAUGUGCGCAUUGAGUAUGCUGACUCCAGCUUCCGCCUGGACUCCAACUGUUUGUCCCGACCCCGCAUCCUGGCCUUUCCAGACGUCGUCAGCCUUGUGCAGCACUAUGUGGCCUCAUGUGCUGCUGACACAAGAAGCGACAGCCCUGAUCCUGCUCCUAACCCAGCCCUGCCUGUCCCUAAAGAAGAUGCCCCUGGUGACUCCGUGCCGCCAACCCCUGUGACCACAGCUGUGCACCUAAAACUGGUGCAGCCCUUUGUGCGCAGAAGCAGUGCCCGCAGUCUGCAGCACCUCUGCCGCCUCGUCAUCAACCGUCUGGUGACCGAUGUGGACUGCCUACCCCUGCCCCGGCGCAUGGCUGACUACCUCCGACAGUACCCCUUCCGACUCUGACUAAGCCUGCACCUGCCCAGCCACACACUGCAGGGGAUACCUCCAGCUGGUCUCAAGCUCCUGCUGUCCCUCCUGUCCUCCUGGUGCCUGCAUGCACUUGGCAGCUAAACCAAGAAGAGCCAGCAAGAGCAAGAUGGGGACAGGGCUGGGGGGGAGCUGUCACACAACUUGGAGGCCAGUAUUCCCAGGCCCCAUGUGGCUCCAUUGUGGUGAGCCUUGUAUCAGAGGAGAGAGGCAGGCAGGACCUGUCUCACCCUGUGGAUUGGGUCUAGGCCUCUGCACACUGGCCUGUCCCAGCCAGCUGAACUGUGUAGACUUGCCCAGCCCUGGUUUCUCAGCCCACAGGCUGGGGCAGGCCCCUACCUACCUCCAGACUCUGGUUCUGGGAGGGUGAUAGCAAUGAAAAUCUUGCAGAAAAGCAUGCCAGGCUGGGGCUGUACAGUUCAAGAAUAUUUAUUUAUUUAUUCUCCAUGAGGUUGGCCUCAGGGUUGGGCCACCCUACCUCUCUGCCCCAAGCCCUAGGUGGUCCAGAGAACCCACCUCUAUGCCAGCUUCCCAGCUCUUCCCUGCCGACAGCCACUUCCUGGGAUGUGCCCUAAGUGGCGUGGCACUGAAUCACCUGUGAAUUGCCCUCGCCCCCCUGCUCCAGCCCCAUGUUGCGAGGGUGGGAGCACAGGAAAUGAAGCCAGAGCCCCAUCUGCACAGAGCUGGUCUCCUGUGGCACAGGCCAUGUGCAGUAUGUGGGUUGAUUCAGGAAAGGGGUGCCAGUUGGAGGGCUGCACUGCUGAGCCUGUCAUGCCCAGGAAGUUGCCUGCAUGGGAGAAGAGAGAGAGAUACAUAUCUAAUAAGACUUUAUAAAAUAAUGAUCAUAACAAAAACAGAGUUUGGUGAUCUUUUUUCUUCCACUGUUUUUUCUGGUAAUGACAAUAAAAUUGUACCUUUCAUUUACA
Molecule: messenger RNA, 2802 nt
Organism: Ochotona curzoniae (black-lipped pika)
Lineage: Eukaryota; Metazoa; Chordata; Mammalia; Lagomorpha; Ochotonidae
Gene: CISH
Product: cytokine inducible SH2 containing protein
Exons: 2
Coding region: 1001-1852 (283 amino acids)
Biological process (GO): intracellular signal transduction; phosphatidylinositol phosphate biosynthetic process
Cellular component (GO): phosphatidylinositol 3-kinase complex
Molecular function (GO): 1-phosphatidylinositol-3-kinase regulator activity
Source: RefSeq, a predicted model, not a curated record